Pisolithus orientalis is the source of this 303-nucleotide messenger RNA. RefSeq lists its product as uncharacterized. Lineage: Eukaryota; Fungi; Basidiomycota; Agaricomycetes; Boletales; Pisolithaceae. The annotation marks the transcript as partial. The transcript has a single exon. The record is from RefSeq and is a predicted model, not a curated record.
CCAUGGGUGACACUGGCUGGAAAUAGCACAAUGGGCCAUUAUUUCAAGUUGUUGCAUGCUCAAGAGGAGAUUGAACACCUAGAGGUUGAAGCCCAUAGGCUAUUGAUGUACUUGAGAGACAAGGAGUGCUUUGUGGAUGAGAGUGAGCAGCAAGUGCAAGCUCUCCACCCCCCAUUAGCUCAUCAGAUAGCUUGUUACUACUCAAUACACAGUUGCUUCACCUCCCAACACCUCAAGCACCUGCAUGACAUCACCAAGCUGCCCAGCUACAAGGGCUCUCUCUCUUUCAGUGAGAGUGUGUGA